Messenger RNA from Nematolebias whitei (Rio pearlfish), 4576 nucleotides. It is a transcript of the gene washc2c, whose product is annotated as WASH complex subunit 2C. Gene Ontology annotation, biological process: protein localization to endosome; retrograde transport, endosome to Golgi. NCBI's taxonomy places the organism in Eukaryota, Metazoa, Chordata, Actinopteri, Cyprinodontiformes, Rivulidae. The transcript has 30 exons. Gene Ontology annotation, molecular function: phosphatidylinositol phosphate binding; retromer complex binding. Gene Ontology annotation, cellular component: early endosome; WASH complex. The record is from RefSeq and is a predicted model, not a curated record. The coding region runs from base 1 to 4305 and encodes 1434 amino acids.
AUGAGUGCUUUGCCACAUGGAAUGGCAAAUGGCCCAACUAGGAAUGAACACUUGGAGCAUGAAGAUGCUCAGAUUUGGGAAAGACCAUGGAGUCUUGAAGAGAUACGGCAACACAGUGCCAACUGGUCUUUAGCUGCUGACUCCGGGCUUUUCCACUUCCUCCAAGACUUCUCCCAGAGAAUGAUGUCAAAAACUCAUGAGAUUGAAAAGCAGUUGGACAGUCUUAUCUGUGACACCAAGGCCACUGACAGCCGCUUGCACUCCGUCUUCAAUGACUUUCUAAUGCUUUCUAAUACACAGUUUAUUGAAAAUAGAGUGUACGAUGAAGAAGUGGAGGAGACCGUUCCCAAAGCUGAUGCACUAGAAAAGCAACCCGAGCAGGAGAAGACUCGAGAGCAGAAAGAGGCAGAGUUGAUCCCCAAGAUGCAGGAAGCUGUGAACUACGGUCUAAAGGUUUUAGAAUCCGCGUUUGAGCAUCUGGACGUCAAAGCAGGGAACUCUGACUCGGAGGACGAGGACAUCACAGAACGAGUAGAGCCCAUCCUGGAGCCCAAGGAUCUGUAUGUGGAUAGGCCACUUCCUUAUCUGAUUGGUUCUCAAGCCUUCAUGGAACAAGACGAUGUAGGACUUGGUGACCUGUCAAGUGAUGAAAUGUCUGUUGACAGUGACAGGGACAGUGUGAUUGACAGUGAAGAUGGCAAGGAAACAAUUCAUUCGGAUGAGGACUCGUAUCAGGAGGAGCAGGAAGAUCACAAUAACAUUAAAAAGAAGUCAUCCAUGGUUAGUUAUGAAGAAGAGGAGGAGGAGGAGGAUUCUGACAUAUUUGGAGAAUCAGACAAGGAUGAUGAUAUUGAUGACUCAAAACAAGCAGACACUUCAUCCUUUACUAACGAGCUCACUGCUCGAAUCAAAGGAGAAAUCGUCAACAGGAUGGAGGGAGAUCGUGCGUCUUUAUCAUCUAAGAAGAAGAGUAAAGCCAGAAAAGAAUCAAAACCUACAAAUUCACAGGCUGAAGAGGACAGCGAUGACAUGUUUAAGCCUCCCAAGAUGGAUGAUGAGGACUUCUCCCCAUUUGGAGGAACAAGUGGCCUCUUCAGUGGGGGAAGAGGCCUCUUUGACGAUGAUGAUGAGGGAGAUCUUUUCUCUGAGGCACCACAGUCUGUGGUGAAAGAGCAAAAAGCCACCAAUGUACCGGUACAUGUGAAAAACACAGUUCAAACAGAAUCUACCAAACAUAAUAAGAUUCCAUCCGGAGCUGUAUCCAUAUUCCCAGCUAACAGCCUUUUCAGUUCACAACGUGACUCUGGUUCAGAGGAGAGAAAGGAGAAUGGCACUGCAGCUGUUGAGACCCAUGCUGCCCCCAAAGAAACUCCCACAGGAGCUGUUGGUGGUGGAGGAAAAGGAUUGUUUGAUGAUGAAGAGGAGGAAGAUGAUGACUUCUUCAAUGAUAAAAGCCUGAUAAACCCUGAUUCUAUUGUACAAGAGAAACCUAAGCCUAAGACACAUAUUGACCUUUUUGAUGAUGAGGAGGAGGAGGAUGGGGACAUUUUCAAAGGCAGCGAAUCAACUUCAACUCAGAGCAAGAAGGAGGUUGUGGAAAAACCACCUGAGAAAAAGAUGCCGCCUGGGGCCAUUUCCACAUUUGGUCCUGCGACUAAAAGCCUGCUGAGUGAAAGUCUGAAGAAACGCCAAGCAUCCGCCAGCGAGAAAUCUGAGAAAUCUGGCAUGAAUGGUCCUGUAGCUGAUGUUGGAAAAGCUGCCGCUAAGCAAACUGAAAAUCUUCAGACCAGAGGUCUCUUCUCUGAUGAUGAAGACUCCCAGCUAUUUCCAGCCAUUCCUAAAAGCCAGUCUAAACCUGAACCUACAAGCCGGGGAAAAACCAAUAAAGCGCCUUCGUCGUUAUUUGAUGAUGAGGAAGAAGAGGAUCUGUUUUCAUCAGCAGCUGAAUCUAAAGGAACAACCCCUCAGUCUAAAUCUUCCAUACCACAACCCGCUGCGUCCAGCUCCCUUUUCAGCGACGAUGAGGACCAAUGGAUGGCUUCAAAAAGUAGCACAACGAAGCCAGACAGCAAGACAGGAGGGAUGAAAACUAGUACCAGUGCCCCAUCCAGGCUCCCGAGCACCAAACCCUCUCUAAAGAGCAGCCUGUUUGAUGACGAGGAGGAUGACGACCUGUUUGCUCUGCCAAAAGAGUCAAAUCAGAACAAACCCCAGAAGGUUGCUCUCCUGUUUGAAGACGAGGGUGAUAAUGACAAUGAAGGAUCUCUGUUUUCCACUAAACCUGCUGUUAACAUAAACAAAGAACCUCCAGCUAAAGCACCUGUUGCCCCCCUUCAGUCAUCCGUGCCUGAGGAAGCUGCAGCAUCUAAGACCGCAGCAAAGGAGGAAGCACAGGUGCAGCAGAAACCUGUAGAAAAAACUCCUGAACAGCUCUCACCUUUGCCAUCACAGGAGAGCGCCGCAAGUAAAAAGAAGCCUGCAGGAGCCGUCAGUCUCUUCGGUGGCAUUGAUGUUCUUAAUGACAAGCAGACAAAGACCCCGCUGGAUGGAACGGAACAAGAUGACAUCUUCCUCUCUAAGGAAAGCCCUCCACCAAUACGGAAGGAGGAGGAAAAGAAUGAAGCGAAGGGCAAAACAAAAACCGUUAGUCUGUUUGAUGAUGAUGAAGAGGACGAUGAAUCAGAUUGGAGUGAUUCGGUGUUCGUGCCCAGUCAGCCUACAGCAUUGACGACACAAAAGUCUGCAGAGGAGAGGCCGCAGCCUAAAAGCACAGGUGUGUUCCAGGACGAAGAGUUGCUGUUCAGUCACACUCAGCAAAAGGACAAUGACCCGGAUGUCGACCUCUUUGCAACCUCAGGGAAAGCUGCUAGCUCAGAGGUCAACUCAGUGAAAUCAAUGGCACAGAGUCUGUUUUCAGAUGAUGAAGAUGACCUUUUCAGCGUCGUCAAGCCAAAACCUCCACCUCCGAAGGUUGCAGAGAAACCCAGCAAACUGCACGACAAAGCACCACUCGCAAGCCCAGAUCCAGUGUCAGAGAUUCAGAAACCUGCACAAAGUCCUGUAAAACCUAAAGAUUUCUCAUCAAGGAUUGGGAAAAUUCAAGCCAGCCUGAUGAUCAACCCUGCUGCUUUGCUCCCCGGUGCUGCUUCUAAUAUGUCUGGAACUUACAGUUCCUCCUCUGGGGUCUCCAGCUCCAGCCUGAGUCCAAGUCCUGUUUCAACCCCCGUAGGGGCUCAGGCAGAGAGUGAAGGAGGUGUGAGCUUUGAGACCCCAGUGCAGGUCACAACACUGCAGAGUGCACACAAGACUCGAGUAAAAGGUUCUUUACUUCGAAGACCCCAAUCCAGAGCAGCACGGCAGCAAGCAGCUCAAACAUCCAUGGAUGGUAAAAAAGGGGGCCUUGAAGAUGUCCUUGGGCAAACUUCCAGUCCGUCUGGUUCAGAAAAACCCAGCCAAGCACAUGUAGUUCCACCAUCUAACUCAGCUGCACCUCCAACAUUGCCAACACCCUCAGCUGUGCAGCCUUCAACCACUCCGAUCUCUCCCAGACCCUCUGAACUGACUCUGCCAGUAACGAAUGCUGGGAAGAGGGGCUCUAGCAAGGACAGCAGCAGUGCUAGCGCACCGCUAUUAUCUGAUGAAGACGACCUCUUUGGCUCUGACAGUCUUUUCAAAUCCGUUUCUAAUAAACCCAAGUCAUCCACAAAAGAAACUACCAAGACCAGUCAGCCUCACACCAGUAGUGGGAAGGGACUGAAGAAAGACAAAGAGAUAAGCACACUUCCUUCUAUUUUUGACGAUAACACUGAUGACUUUUUCCAAACUGUGAAGUCACAAGCAGCCACAAAGAAAGCUCCCAAGGUCUCAUCCUUCUUAGAGGAAGAUGAUGAUGAUGACAUUUUUGGACUGAAUAUUUCAACAUCUACAUCCAAAAGUAGCAAAGAAAUUAAGAACGGUAGCAGUUUUUCAAAUCAGGACAUCUUUCAGGAUGAAGCAACCACUGUGCCUAAAGUUCAGAAGAAGCUUAAAGAGAAGCCCAUCGAUGCUAGCUUGUUUGAUGAUAACGUAGACAUUUUUGCUGACCUAACAGACACUUUAAAACCCAAACAAAAGUCCAAAACAAAGGGAGAAUCUAAAUCAAUAUUUGAUGACGACAAGGAUGAUAUUUUUUCAACGAGCACAGUAAAACCAGCAGCAAAGGCUCCCAAUAAAUUAAAGAAUACGCCACCAUCCCAGAAGAUCGAUACAGCAGCAGAUUCCAGCAACAUAUUUGAUGACCCACUUAACGCUCUGGGUGGGAACUGAUGUUUUGUACUGGUCAGAUUUGUAAUAUUGUGGAUUUAUUCUUUUGACAUUGGCAGAUCAUUUAAAUAUAUUGGAUAAUAGAGUAUUUAUUGCUAUAAAUUCAAAUCAGUACUGUGGCUUUAUUUUUGGGCUGCUAAAUAUUCAAAUGAUUAUGAUUCGUGUCAUCAUCCAGCAACAUUUUCAUGGUCAUAUUGGCAUCCAUAAUAUAAAUUUAGUCUUUAUUAUACAUAACAGCACUUUAUAAGCAUACAUUAUGCUUUGCCUCGAGGCC